This is a messenger RNA of Cladophialophora psammophila CBS 110553, 1629 nucleotides long. RefSeq lists its product as uncharacterized. The record is from RefSeq and is a predicted model, not a curated record. The transcript has a single exon. Bases 1 to 1629 code for a protein of 542 amino acids. Lineage: Eukaryota; Fungi; Ascomycota; Eurotiomycetes; Chaetothyriales; Herpotrichiellaceae.
AUGGCCAGCCAAGUCCAGCAAACGCAGGAUGUCUCGGUCCAAAUAGGUAACUUGCAGGUCCAGGGGUUCGUCAACAAAGCCCACAAAGUUGCAAAUUUCCUGGGAAUUCAGUAUGCGACCAUUCCGGCAAGAUUCCGCCAGUCCAAGCUCAUCAACCUCUCAGAGAAGAGUGGUGUUCUCGACGCAACUCGCUACGGACCCAGAUGUCCUCAGAACACGGUGAACCGAUCGGAGACGGCGCACCUGUACGAGGGUGUGCGACGCAGCUCCGAGUAUCCGUUGGACGAGUUUGGGUGUUUGAGGCUCAACAUCUAUGUUCCCGAAGGCAACCAGGGUCCUUUACCCGUACUGGUGUGGAUUCACGGCGGAGGCUUUAUCUUUGGAGAUGGCAAUUCUGAAUAUGAUGGAAACUAUCUUGUGAAGCACGCCUUGGAAAAAGGGAAACCCAUUAUCUUCGUGGCCAUGAAUUAUCGACUGGGAUUCUUUGGAUUCCUGACCUCAAAGGAGCUGAGAGCAGAAGCCUCCGCCGACGGCGAGACGCCAUUUUCUAACAUGGCAAUGCAUGACCAACGAGUCGCCCUUCUGUGGAUACAAAAGCACAUCCACCAUUUCGGCGGUGAUCCAUUCAAUACCUGCAUCGCGGGCGAAUCUGCGGGCGGGUGGUCGGUCCUCGCUCAUCUACGAUCAGACGUACCGGUUUGUCAGAGAGGUAUCAUACUGUCAAGUCCCAAUCUAGACUUUCCAGAGCCUGAAGAGGCUCAAGAGACUUUCGAUGAGCUUGUUGCCAGCACGGGUGUCUCGCCUUCUGCAUCCGCCGAGGAAAAACUUACGGCUUUGCGUAAUUUGGACUCGAUGGAGAUUGUGCGGAUGAUGGUACCUCGGUUGGCAACACCGCUCUGGGACGACAAAUGGUUUGUUUACCAAGAUGGCAACAGGCCUAUUGCAGGCCCUGCUCCCUUCGCGCCGUGGGUUAAGGAGAUCAUUGCCGGAUCUACCAAGCAUGAAGCAGCAUUGUUUGGCGUCACCCAAUGGCGAACUUGGUCCUCUCAGCAAUUUGUAGACCGUGUGAAAUCUUCAUUCUCAAACGCCGAGCUGGCCCGAGAACUGAUGAAUGCAUAUGGCAUCUCCGCAACGUCUCCUGCUGAGACGUGCCUCCAGGGUUUCAUUGAUAUGGCUACCGACAGCAUCUUCACUGGUUUGCCCUUCAUCAUCGCAGAAGAACCCUCCGUGUCCCCACCAAUUAGCCUCUACAGAUUCGACCAGGCGGACACAUUCAGCCAAAGCCCCCUCAACGGGUAUGCCUACCAUGCACUAGAUAACUCGUUCUUCUGCAGACUACCAGCCGUUGCCGGUCCGGAUGCCGACCCAGACGUGAAGGAAACUGCGGAUAGACUUUCUGCGGCGGCCAUUGAUUUUGCAUACGGAUUGCAACCGUGGGAGACCUACAGCUCUAAUCACGCGAUCAUGGUGUUCAACGGUAAGAAGAGCGGCAUAGCGAAGCUCAGUGAAAAGGACCGAUGGAGGCGGAUUACCAUGUCGGGCGACCUGGCCAGGGCGAAGGGGACGUGGAGGUCUGGAAACAAAUUGCUGGGCAUCCGCCAUAGUUCUAUGGAUCGAGAUCGAGCUUAA